Messenger RNA from Momordica charantia (bitter melon), 1122 nucleotides. RefSeq names its product peptide deformylase 1A (gene PDF1A). Gene Ontology annotation, molecular function: peptide deformylase activity. Gene Ontology annotation, cellular component: mitochondrion; chloroplast. The record is from RefSeq and is a predicted model, not a curated record. Gene Ontology annotation, biological process: N-terminal protein amino acid modification; peptidyl-methionine modification. NCBI's taxonomy places the organism in Eukaryota, Viridiplantae, Streptophyta, Magnoliopsida, Cucurbitales, Cucurbitaceae.
ACACGUAAACCCUCUGAAAAUCUGAAGCAUACUCCCGUCUCCGGAGGGUAACCACUGUGCUAUGGACACCAUUCACCGAUUCUCCUUUCGUCUCUUCCCAAUCUCUCUCGCCCAUUGCUGUCUCAACCCUUCUUCAGCCACACCCAAAUUCCCAAAACUUUUUCACAGACCCACUUCUUCCUUCGAUUUCGACUGCAUUCCUAAAUUUGUUCCGCCCCGCCAAACCUACAGCUCCUCUUCCACUUCGAUUGCCAAAGCCGGUUGGUUUCUCGGCCUCGGAGAGCAAAAGAAAAUGAGCCUACCGACGAUUGUGAAGGCCGGAGACCCAGUUCUGCACGAACCUGCCCGGGAAGUUGAUCCUAAGGAAAUAGGGUCCGAGAAGAUCCAGAAGAUUAUCGACGAUAUGGUUUUGGCCAUGAGGAAGGCUCCUGGAGUGGGUCUUGCAGCUCCCCAGAUUGGAAUUCCGUUAAGGAUAAUUGUUUUGGAAGACACUCAGGAAUAUAUAAGUUAUGCUCCUAAGGAGGAGAUCAAAGCACAAGAUAGGCGCCCUUUUGAUCUUCUGGUGAUCGUUAAUCCAAAGCUAAAAUGUAAAAGCAACAAAACUGCUCUGUUUUUUGAAGGGUGCCUAAGUGUUGAUGGAUUUAGAGCGGUGGUUGAGCGCCACCUUGAUGUUGAGGUAGUCGGUCUCGAUCGAGAUGGGAAUCCUAUCAAGGUGGAUGCAUCAGGUUGGCAGGCUCGAAUUUUACAGCAUGAAUGUGAUCAUUUGGAUGGAACUCUUUAUGUCGAUAAGAUGCUACCUCGAACAUUCAGAAUGGCUGAAAAUUUGACCUUGCCUCUUGCUGAGGGUUGCCCCAAGCUCGGAGCUCGCUAACUCCAGCCUGCACGGACGUUGGCCCCCGAGUUCGUAAACGUUUGAUGCUGCAGAUUGUCAGAAUCCAAACGAUAAAUUAUAAAACGGCAAGAGUGCCUGCGCGUUGGAGUUCAUCUGGAUUUUUUCAUUUCAUUGCUCUUACUCUGCAUCCAAGUAAGUGUUUGUUUUGUUCAAUUGAAUUGUACUCUCUGAUUGAUCUCUGUCUCUGAAUUUUGUUGGAAAAUGGAAACAAAAGCAAGAGUUUUUUAAUA